UUUGGAGCUAGAAAGUAUUUGACUGUCCAAUAUGAAGCUAUUUGUACUGAUUGUCGUCGUCUUUGCUGCGAUCUUAGCGCUGGCCAUCGCUCACCCCGUCCAGGAGGAACCACAUCAGCUGACCCUGGAGGAUGCCGAGGCGCAGCCGGGAACCGAUGAAGGAGCCGGUGUGAGGGCAGCUCGUCACUUUGGAGGCGGUUGGGGCCGUGGGCGUGGAAUCUGUUGUGGCGGCGGAGGCGGUGGCUAUCGUCCUGGCGGUUUCGGUGGAUUUGGGGGCUAUCCCGGCGGCGGAGGCUUCGGCGGUUUUGGAGGAUCCAGUGCCUCUGCCUCAGCUUCAGCAUCAUCUAGCUCCUGGGGACGUUAAUCUCUAUAAUUUGUUUGACUUUGAAUAAAGCCAAAAAUAGAUGGAGAUAAAAA
Molecule: messenger RNA, 417 nt
Organism: Drosophila kikkawai
Lineage: Eukaryota; Metazoa; Arthropoda; Insecta; Diptera; Drosophilidae
Gene: Listericin
Product: listericin
Source: RefSeq, a predicted model, not a curated record